Nicotiana attenuata is the source of this 2596-nucleotide messenger RNA. RefSeq names its product pentatricopeptide repeat-containing protein At1g31430. NCBI's taxonomy places the organism in Eukaryota, Viridiplantae, Streptophyta, Magnoliopsida, Solanales, Solanaceae. The transcript has a single exon. Gene Ontology annotation, molecular function: RNA binding; protein binding. The record is from RefSeq and is a predicted model, not a curated record. Gene Ontology annotation, biological process: RNA modification. Bases 1 to 1878 code for a protein of 625 amino acids.
AUGUCUUCAAUAAGGUUAAUUUAUAGUCGUUCCAUUAAUAAACUCUCUAGCUUCUCAACUCUCAUCAAUUGUUCACCAAAAGAAACACUUGACACUAAAACAUGCAUUGAGCUUAUAAAGACAUGCAAAUCCAUAACAAAACUCAAACAAAUCCAUGCCCAAAUCAUCAUCCUCAAUUUCCACAAACACAUUGGCAUUUUACACAAGCUUUUAGCUUUUACAACUGAUACACUCCAAGGAGGAGACUUUAAUUACGCCAAGAAAAUUUUUAGUUGUUGUGAGAACCGCACAUUGUUCAUUUACAAUGUAAUGAUUAAAGGAUACGUGAAAAAGGGUCAAUUUAAAGAACCCCUUUUCUUGUUUGAUGAAUUGAGAAUAGGUGGCUUGUCUCCUGAUAAUUUCACGUACCCAUUUGUGUUUAAAGCUAUUGGCGAGUUGAAAAUGGUGAAGGGAGGUGAAAAGCUUCAUGGGUAUGUGUUGAAAUCUGGUGUUUGGUUUGAUAACUAUGUUGGUAAUUCUGUUAUGGAUAUGUAUGGUAUGUUUGGUUGUGUGACGAGUUUGAACAAAGUGUUUGAUGAAAUGACUCACAGAGAUUCGGUCGCAUGGAAUAUAUUGAUUUCUGGAUUUGUGAGAUGUGGUAGGUAUCAGGAUGCUGUUGGGGUUUACAUGAAGAUGCGGGAGGAAAGUGGUGUUAAGCCUGACGAAGCCACAGUUGUGAGUACUUUGUCAGCUUGCACUGCAUUGAAAAGCUUGGAACUUGGUAAAGAAAUUCAUCGAUACGUUGUUGAAGAGCUUGGGUUUAGCGUUAUUAUUGGGAAUGCAUUAGUGGACAUGUAUUCUAAGUGUGGAUUCUUGAUGGUGGCUAGGCAGAUUUUUGAUGAUAUGCCAACGAAAAAUGUUAUAUGUUGGACUAGUAUGGUUUCUGGGUAUGUUAACCGCGGUCAAUUGGAUGAAGCUAGAAAACUUUUUGAGAGGAGUCCGGUAAGGGAUCUAGUUCUGUGGACAACUAUGAUUAAUGGCUAUGUGCAAUUCAAUCGUGUUGAUGAUGCAAUGGAUUUGUUUCGUUCGAUGCAAAUGCAAAGAAUUAAACCUGAUAAAUACACAUUGGUUGCCCUUCUCACUGGUUGUGCUCAGAUAGGAGCCUUGGAACAAGGGGAAUGGAUUCGUGAUUACAUGAAAGAAAACAAAAUAGCUAUCACUGCAGUUGUUGGUACGGCCCUUAUAGAGAUGUAUGCAAAGUGUGGUUGCAUAGAAAAAUCAAUGGAAAUAUUUGAUGGAUUAAAAGAGAAAGAUACUGCAUCAUGGACUUCAAUUAUUUGUGCGUUAGCCAUGAGCGGGAACACGAGGAAAGCACUGGAACUGUUCUCACAAAUGGAACAAGCUGGAUUUUGCCCCGAUGAUAUCACUUUUAUCGGAGUGUUGAGUGCAUGCAGCCAUGGGGGCUUGGUAGAGGAAGGCCGCAGGUAUUUCCACUCAAUGAGUAGGAUUUAUGGGAUUCAGCCAAAGUUAGAACAUUAUGGUUGUCUGAUUGACCUACUUGGUCGUGCUGGGCUCUUAAGAGAAGCUGAAGAAACGAUAUCUAUGAUACCGAAAAAAGACAAUAAGAUUAUAAUUCCAAUAUAUGGGGCUUUGCUCAGUGCCUGCAGAAUUUACGGAAGAGUUGAUGUCGGUGAACGUGUGGCUAAACUGCUUAUGGAGAUUGAAUCUUAUGAUUCUAGCACUCAUACGCUUCUGGCAAACACCUAUGCAUCUGCUGGCAGAUGGGAAGAUGUAUCAAAGGUCAGAGGAACUAUGCGAGAUUUAGGUGUUAAGAAGUCACCUGGGUGCAGUUCAAUUGACGUCAAUGCCAAUGUGUAUGAGUUCAUUGUUGGGCAUUAAGACCACCAAAGGCCUUUGUGGCACUAGUGUUCCACAGAAGUCAUGGGUGAUCAUUGAUCCGAUGCUUCGGGCGAAACCAAUUUCUAGGGUGUGACGGGCAGUGUGUGCAGGGUCCAGGUAUAUAUUCACCGCGGCAUACUGAUCCGUGAUUACUGUCGGUUCCAAUUAGAUGAUUUGGAAGCGGUUUUAAAGGUACUGUACUGAGGCUCAUCCUGCUAUAAGAAACUCCGAGAUCGAUCUCGCAAGUCCUAGAUAAAAAGAUGGCAUACCUUUGGUAGUAGUGGUUGGUAUAAGGGUGAAUACAUCUGCAUUUCAAGUAUAAUGACAUCAAGAUAAACAACUGUACGGAUGCCAAAGGAGAUGGAUAGAAGUCGCAACGAGCUAAGAUGGUUUCAUGAUGCACUGGAUCCACAACCUUGCUGUGGGUGUGUUAUCGAGAACCAUGAUGGACAAUUUUGCAAGCCGGAGGAUGGAUUGAGGGCUAAAGGGAACGAGCUUCAGAGGCAAAACCAUUUUGCCUUUUCUUGGCAAUUUGAAAUGAGAGAAAUAGAAGAUUGUUUCAUAGAUUCUUGAUUAAAAGAAGACUGUUUUAUCGGAUAUGAGUACUAAAAUUCUUUUUUGUUUCAUUUGAACCUUUAGUGUAAAGAGAAAUGUAAACCUUUCCAGCUACUCGGUGAAUUUGUACAUAUAACAUUAUUGUGUAUACCUCUUCCAGCUU